Messenger RNA from Cariama cristata (Red-legged seriema), 1392 nucleotides. RefSeq names its product photoreceptor outer segment membrane glycoprotein 2. Gene Ontology annotation, cellular component: membrane. The record is from RefSeq and is a predicted model, not a curated record. The transcript is spliced from 4 exons. Gene Ontology annotation, biological process: visual perception. Lineage: Eukaryota; Metazoa; Chordata; Aves; Cariamiformes; Cariamidae. The coding region runs from base 298 to 1392 and encodes 364 amino acids.
GAUUAGAGAUGAAAGAGAGAUUAGCACGGGCAGGAGAGUUGAAGUCUUUUUCUCUGUCUCCAUUGGUGAGUCAGUGUAAAGACAGAAGAACCACACAGACAUCAGGAAAUCAGUACUUGAGUCUUCCUCAGGAUGCCUGAUCCAGGUAUUUUCUGCCCUGUAUUCAGCAAGUUACUAGUUUCGAGAUUGUGUUCAGUCCUCUGAAGCAGAUUUCUACUGCAUGCCUCGGAUACAUGCUGCUAAUCAGCUUACGAGCUUUCCUUGACCUACGCUUCUUUUCCUAACGCUGAUCUGACUAUGGCUGUCCUCAAAGUAAAAUUCACCAAAACUAAAAGGGACAAAUUGGCCCAGAUCUUGUGGAUCCUCAACUGGGUUUCUGUACUGAGCGGGAUCAUUCUCUUCAGUCUUGGCCUCUUUCUGAAAAUAGAGAUCAAGAAGCGCAAUGAAGUGAUGGCAAAAGGGGAUGUUAACUCUGUCCCCAACAUGCUGAUCUCUGUAGGAGUCAUAGCAUGUAUCAUCAACUUUCUGGGUGGCAAAAUCUGCUAUGACUGCUCAGAUGCCAACAAGUUCUCUCGAUGGAAACUAGUUAUGCUUCCAUACAUCGUAUGUACCUUCUGUUUUACCUUCUGCAUCCUGGUGGGUGCUCUCAUGUGCUAUACCAUGAGGAACGAGCUGGAAGAGUCUCUCUAUCUGGGACUGAGGGAUGCUAUUAAGUUCUAUAAGGACACGGACAUACCUGGACGAUGUUUCUUAAAGAAAACAGUGGAUAUGUUACAAAUUAGAUUCCAGUGCUGUGGAAACAAUGGCUUUAGAGACUGGUUUGAAAUUCAGUGGGUAUCUGUUCGUUAUCUGAAUAUGGCUUCCAAGGAAGUUCUGGACCGUCUAAAGAGCAAUGUUGAUGGAAAGUUCUUGGUGGAUGGAGUACCCUUCAGCUGCUGCAACCCAAGCUCCCCACGGCCCUGUAUCCAGUACCAGCUGACAAACAACAGCGCUCACUACAACUACGAUUUUCUGACAGAGGAGCUCAAUAUUUGGGUGAAGGGAUGCAGAGAGGCCCUGCUGGAUUACUACACAGCUAUUAUGAGAUCCAUCGGUAUUGCAGCAUUGCUUAUUUGGUUGUUUGAGCUCUCUGUACUUAUUGGUGUCCGGUACCUACAAACAGCAAUGAAGAAUGUCCUUCUGCUAGGAGAUUUGGAGGGUGAAUCAGAUGGUUGGUUACUAGAAAACAGCUUUGUGGAAACUGCCAAAUACAACAUCAGUAUCAUUAAGAACCUCGGCAAAGCCAACCAGAUCUCCACUGUCUCAGGCAUGAACGACCCCAAUAUUGAUGUUCAAAACACAAACUGUGGCAAAAACAAUAUUACAACAAAAUCUAUCCCAGCAGCUAGCUAG